UGACAAUAGUUCCUCAACAUAGCCUAUUUAAAAAAUCUUUACAGCUCUCUUUCAAUAACCACUCGGCGUGAAAGGGGGAAAAAAUGUCAUGCUCUGAUCAGGUGUAAACGUAAUAUGAUAAGCCUACCUGAUUACUUAUUAUCCCUUGCAGAAUAGCCUACAGCUGUGUCUGUCUGGAGCUCACUGGUGUGGGAAACUGAGUGCCCAAUAUAUUUUAUAUAAAGUUCUGAUGACGAUAAGAGCUGGGUGGACGAGGUCAGGGAGCAGCGUCGCCUCAUAUAUGAGGAGUGACGGGACCCUGCUUAACCAGGACUCCACCCAGAACCAGGCUCAGGGCAGGAAACGGGGUCAGAAGCCCCGAUUCUUCCAGAUUAAGGUUGAUGAGGAGUUCCGCAGCUUCGGGGACGUGGCCCGCAAGCAGAAGUUGCAGAAGUGAGUAGAGUUUCAUUUUUCUUUUAUCCAGUGAGCUUUUUGCGACGCUCUAGUCUCGGAACAACCUCUGAACCAUAACAUUUUGAAUAGAUGCCACGGAACGUCACAGCACACAAUCUAAAGCAAGCAUGGAGUAGUACUACAGUGAUUGCAUCAAAUGCCAAGCAUUUUCACAUUGUUACUGUCAAUCAGCACAAAUAACCAACCCUCACAUGGACAUGGUAUAUAGAGUAGUCAGUUAUUUUUUUCCCUUACAAUGAUUAGCAGGGAAACACGUGACUGUGUCUUAAGGUGUCUGACUGUGCUGUAUUCUCUGCAGCAGACAGAGACGUAUGGCCUGCCUUGGUCACAGCCUGAGAGAGGCUGUCACAUCCAUCACUGUAUUGACAGGUGGACACAUGCAGCAGGAAAGAUGAGGACACGGGUCAAAUAUAGGAAGGGAAGGGUGUCCCAAGGGUUACCUCCCAUUAUGUAAAACACCCUCUACUUGGUUCUCGUGCUUCAAACUCAUUAAAAAGCUAUUAUUUUAGAGUGAAAUAAGACUAAAUGGUAAAUAGUAGCACAGUAGUUGUAGUGGACCCCACUCUCAACACUUACAAUUUGCAAAGAUUUCAGGGCAAUUACAAAAAACAAGUUAUUGUUGGCAUAAAUGCCUUUUUUAAAUUUAUUUUUACUUUAUUCACUCUACCCCUCUUUGACCUUUGAUCCUCUAAUGAACAAAAAUAUGAAUGCAACAUCCAACAAUUUCAAUGAUUUUACUGAGUUAGUUCAUAUAAGGAAAUCCGUCAAUUGAAGGAAAUUCAUUAGGCCCCAAUCUAUGGAUUUCACAUGACUGGGCAUUGGCACAGCCAUGGGUUGGCCUGGGAGAGAAUAGGGACACCCACUGGGGAGCCAGGCCCACCCACAAUUCAGACAAUGGUCUGUGUAGCCAUGGGUUGUAACAUAGUAACAUAAUUCAACUCAAAAUAUGCUAUUCAAUUCUUUAAAAAAUGUAUUGUAUUAGUCUUAUGUUUCUUAGGACCUUCAUUUACUAAUAUAUCAUGGAUGUAUUUGUCUAGCUCAUAUAAUUAGCCUACCAGAACAUAUCUGACAAUGUUUUGAGUAUCCAAAUACAAGUAGGCAAACUGCUAACUUAUGGCCUAAACUCAACAAAGGCAAGCAUGCGAGGCAUGUGCGUGGUUUAUUUUAGAAUGCAUCGUUUUUAAUUAUAAUGACCCAACCGAAACCGGGCUGACGGGUUAUCCUCUGAUGCAUUUUGGCUCUUUUGAAUUGGAAGAGGUAGAAGGGUUGAAGCUUUACCAUACAUACUAAAUUAGACCAACUAUCAGCAAAGAUGAUUGGAGAUAUGGACUAUCAUGCAAGCAUACAGUCACUGCUCUGCCUGUUCCGUCCUUUCCACCCACCUUGCUCUGCUUUCUCUGCCCGCCCGGAGAAAAGCAGUGGCGGGUCUGACUAUAAACUGACUACAACAACCGGGUCAAAGUCGAAUGCCUCUUGCUCCUUCCCGGCAAAAGCAAUGGCUAUAUAAAAGGUGAAUACCGACAAGAAAUAAGUAAAAUAGGGCUGUUUGAAAGAAACAUUGCCCAAUUUAUUUACAGGCAGAAUACCGGGAGUCCUAUGUGAAAGCAGUAUAGGAAACAGGCGUCUCACCUUCACCCUCAAGAAGGUAAGCCAUGAAAGUGACACCAUUGCAUAAUAAGCCACUGAAAGGGACAAUGUGUGAUUUGUGUACAACAAAUGCUGCCUUCACAGUCCUGUCUUUUCAAGUCUCUUUUAUCCAGAGUCCUUUUCAUUUUCUUCUCACUUGUAGUCCAGUCAGAAUGAUUCAUGAGGAACGUGAGUGUGUGGGUGACCGUGGGUUGGUGAGGUCAACUUUCCAUUUGACUACUGAUUAAUCUGGAUUGCUGCUAAUCCUGGAUCCAGUAACAGUAACAGAGAGCUUGUCAUUGACAUUUUACCUCCAUCAGUCUGUUCUCCCAAACGUAGAUGUUUACACAAAAUACGAACGUACCGGUUAAAGUUGACACUGCAGUGUAGCCACUGUGUAUAAUCUGUAAUGGUGCAUGCAGAAGAGGACCAAUGCCACAGGAAAUGCCGUGUUUUGAUCAUGAUCAUUUUUGACUGUUGUUUAGGCUUUGUGUUAUAACCCCAGAUAAAGGUCGAACUCCCAAAUCAGUCAGCGACUGUUUCUUGUGUCUUGUAUUUGUGUCUUGUAUCAGCCCCCCUCGAAACAUGCUUCAAUUAUCAAUAAGUUGCAUGGAUAUUGCAGUUUUAAAAAACAAUACCAUUGGUUUUGCACGGGACACUGCUGGUGCAAGGCCAAGCUAGGUUUGGGUAAGGCUCCGUCACGUGCAGAGAGACUGAUGAGGGUCUGCUGGGUAAAUCCCCUGGACUACAGCGUGAGCUGGAGGAAGCAGUGCCAAGGUCAACAUUGAUUACAGCGGCGGCAGCAGGCAGAGCGCGAUCACCACGAGGAGAGGAAGACGCUGAGGAGGUCCGCAGGACACCUGUCGAGUGAGAGAGAAUAAUCGCUUUAGGAAAGCGCACACUGGCUGCUCUGCAGGCCCCGGCCUAGAGUCUUACCUGAAAGGCUUCAACUUCACUGGUGAACCACCCUGGCUGCUCUGCACCUGAUUAAACUACUUUGCCAAAUUCCAUCUCUUUCUUGUCCAAUUCUUUUGUGACCAUCUUUAAAUAUUUUCUUCGACCAUGAACACCUUUGCUCCUGAUUUUGCCUUCCUGGAGGAGGGUUUCUGUGCCCGUGACAUUGUUGAGCAAAAAAUCAACGAGACUUCCAUGUCUGAUGAUAAGGAUGCCUUCUACGUGUGCGACUUGGGCGACGUGCUGAAGAAGCACAUGCGAUGGGCACGUGCCAUGCCUCGUGUCACGCCCUUCUAUGCUGUCAAAUGCAACGACAGCCGGGCUGUUGUCACGACCCUGGCCUCCUUGAACGCUGGCUUUGACUGUGCAAGCAAGACUGAGAUCCAGAUCGUUCAGUCUCUGGGUGUGGAUGCUAACAGGAUCAUCUACGCCAAUCCCUGCAAGCAGGUGUCCCAGAUCAAGUAUGCCUCUGCCCACGGAGUGCAGAUGAUGACCUUCGACAGUGAUGUGGAGCUCAUGAAGGUUGCUCGGUACCACGACGAUGCCAAACUUGUACUGCGCAUUGCCACAGAUGAUUCCAAGGCAGUGUGCCGGCUGAGUGUGAAGUUUGGUGCCACCCUGAAGGCCUGUCGGGGUCUCCUGGAGCGGGCUAAGGAGCUGGGCCUGGAUGUUAUCGGGGUCAGCUUCCACGUGGGCAGCGGCUGCACUGACCCAGACACCUACAGCCAGGCCAUCUCUGAUGCACGCUGUGUCUUCGACAUGGGGUCCGAGGUGGGAUUCAACAUGACCCUCCUGGACAUUGGAGGUGGUUUCCCUGGGUCUGAGGACACCAAGCUCAAGUUUGAGGAGAUCACAGCAGUUAUCAACCCAGCGCUGGACAAGUAUUUUCCUGCCGACUCUGGGAUCCGGAUCAUAGCCGAACCAGGCCGCUACUACGUGGCCUCUGCCUACACCCUAGCUGUUAACAUCAUUGCCAAGAAGGUUAUCAUGAACGAGCAGUCUGCCUCUGACGAGGAUGAGGAUUGGACUAGUGACCGGACUCUGAUGUACUAUGUGAACGAUGGGGUCUACGGCUCCUUCAACUGUAUUCUAUAUGACCAUGCUCACCCCCUGCCUACCCUGCACAAGAAGCCAAAACCAGAUGACCGUAUGUACCACUGCAGCAUCUGGGGACCAACCUGCGAUGGCCUGGACCGCAUCGCUGAGAUGUGCACCUUGCCUGACAUGCAGGUGGGGGAGUGGCUGCUGUUUGAGAACAUGGGUGCCUACACCGUGGCUGCGUCCUCUACCUUCAAUGGCUUCCAGAAGCCAGACAUCUAUUACACUAUGUCCCGCACAGCUUGGCAAUGCAUGCAGCAGAUCUGUGCCCAGGGGAUGCCUGUUCCUUUGGAGGAGUUGUCCUGUGUGACAUCCAGCUGUGGCCAUGAGAGCAGCCUGGAGCUGCCCACUGAGCCUUGCCAGACCUGUGUGCUCUAAUCAUAACACCAACAUAAUCUCAUACAUACCCAUCACCACACUGCCACUCUAUGGGCCCAGUAGCCUGUUUUUAAUUUCCUAUUCAUUUUUUUUUACUCGUACUGUUGAAAGGCCGGUUACUUGACUGGAGAAUGAGGGGCAGGUGCACAUAUCUAUCUUUUCUGUAUGACAGACAGAUCUAAUCCUGAGUUGUCCUAUUUUUAUGGGGGUCUGAUUGGCUAAUGCCUAUAUUACCAUGGUUGAAUGUUCAUUUAUUGUAGGGGCCAAAGGAUGCCUUAAUUUGCACUGAGCUAAGUCGCUCUGAAUGAGAGCACUUGUAAAAUGACAAUGUAAAUGUUACAUGGCGGUGUCGUAGGUGUUUUUUUUCUCUCCAGCUCCUAGAAGGCUCCAUUUCAGUUGACUCCACUACCACAUCUCAUGACUCGAAAAGGACUGUUUGAGUGAUGAUUACUUUGCCAGGACAUGGUUCUCCAGAUAUUUAAUUUUCUCUGAAUCCUCUUUCCCACCGACCACUUUCAGUGUAGGGACUCAACAUGCAGACUGUCCCUCCUCCUUUUCUGUAUUUAAUGUUUUUUUGUUGCUGGGUAGCACACCAGUUAAUGAUAAUUAUUCAUGUUUAAGAUGCAUUUUUUUUUAAUGGAUAUGAAAGCGAUGGGAUUGCACAUUUGUAUUGCUUUCCUAUGGAAAUUAUCAAUUUUGUACUAAUUUUUUAAUUAUAUAUAAAUAAAAUGUAGGUGCAGUGCUGAA
Oncorhynchus gorbuscha (pink salmon) is the source of this 5256-nucleotide messenger RNA. RefSeq names its product ornithine decarboxylase 1-like. The coding region runs from base 3142 to 4509 and encodes 455 amino acids. Gene Ontology annotation, cellular component: cytoplasm. The record is from RefSeq and is a predicted model, not a curated record. NCBI's taxonomy places the organism in Eukaryota, Metazoa, Chordata, Actinopteri, Salmoniformes, Salmonidae. The transcript is spliced from 11 exons. Gene Ontology annotation, molecular function: ornithine decarboxylase activity.